CACAACCUAAACACCAUUUCUCCCCUUUUUGGCCGAACACAAAACCAUCUCUCCUUCAUAUUAAUUGUUUUGUAUCCUUCUCCGCCGUCUAUGUAUUCUGCCGCUGGGGAUUCAUGGCGUUCUCGGUGGAGCAGAACGGGGAGGACGUUGGCAGAGGUUUCGGUGUCUCUGAUGUCGUUCCCGGCGAGGGGCUUGCUUUGAGGGAGUGGCGAAGGCAAAACGCGAUUCGAUUGGAGGAGAAGGAGAAGAAGGAGAAGGAGAUGAGGAUGCAGAUUAUAGAGGAAGCGGAUGAGUACAAAGUUGAGUUCUACAAGAAGCGUGAGGUUAAUGUUGAGAAUAAGAAAGCUAUUAAUUACAAGUGAUAAGGUAAGGGAUGUAUUGACAGCACAAGCUUCAUUUGGAGGUGGAUUAUUGGCAAAAGAUGAAGCAUAAUGAUUAGUUACAAAUAAUGUGUAAUAACUAAACUGCUACAAGAUAUUUUUUAUGCUGCAGCCUUAAUUAACAAUAUAUACAUAUAUGUCUAAUACACAAUUAGUGAGUGUGUUGAGAAUAAAUAUUUCUAUUAUUACUGUGGUGCCUAGCAGUGAUAUUAGAGCUUUAGGUUCUUAAUUUUUCUGCUGUAAAUCAGCAGAUUGGUGCCAAAACCAUGGCAACAAAAUUUGAGAUAAAAAAAACUCAAUGGAAGUAACUUCUCCUUUUGGAAACUGAAGAUCAAAGCAAAUUUGAGGAAGGAAAAUUGCUUAGAUACAAUUAAAGGUAGACUUGUAGGUAUUGCCGAUGACAAGUGGAAGGAGAUGGAUAGCAACGUUGUUCCCAACUUACAUUUGGCAAUGGCAGUCUGGCAGAUUCUGUAUUGUCAAGCAUCUUAGAGAAAAAGAUAGCAAAGGAAAUUUGGGAUGCACGCACUAAAUUGUACGAGCCCAAGUCGCUACACAACAAGAUAUUCCUGAAAAGGAGACUCUAUACUCUUCGUAUGAGUGAGUCUACAUCAGUCACAGAUCACAUCAACGAUCUGAAUACUUUAUUUUCACAGCUAACAACUAUGGGGUGUCCAAUUACAGAAAAUGAAUGUGUUGAGCUUCUUCUUUAGAGUUUACCAGACUCAUAUGAUCAACUCAUCAUCAACAUCACCAACAACAAAAUUGCAGAUCAACUCCAAUUUGGUGAUGUCACAGGCAUUAUUCUUGAAUCAGAAAGCAGGUGGAAAAACAAAAACAAUCGAGCAGAGAGUUCAAGGUAAGCAGAUGCUUUGUUGGGUGAGAGGCAAAUCUGCGGAACGUGGCUCUAGUGGGAGUCAGAGUCGUACUAGAUCAAAGUAUUAGAAGAGGAAGAAUUUUACUUGCUACAAUUGUGGCAAGAAAGGUCACUUAAAGAAAGAUUGUUGGUUUAAUAAGAAAAGUACAUAAAAAAUUUUGGUGCAACAAUCUCACAAGGAUGUUUUGCAUAUAGG
Molecule: messenger RNA, 1450 nt
Organism: Arachis duranensis
Lineage: Eukaryota; Viridiplantae; Streptophyta; Magnoliopsida; Fabales; Fabaceae
Product: clathrin light chain 2
Exons: 2
Coding region: 114-362 (82 amino acids)
Biological process (GO): clathrin-dependent endocytosis; clathrin coat assembly; intracellular protein transport
Cellular component (GO): clathrin coat of trans-Golgi network vesicle; clathrin coat of coated pit; plasma membrane
Molecular function (GO): structural molecule activity; clathrin heavy chain binding
Source: RefSeq, a predicted model, not a curated record